Messenger RNA from Xiphophorus couchianus (Monterrey platyfish), 2876 nucleotides. Its product is annotated as butyrophilin subfamily 1 member A1-like. The record is from RefSeq and is a predicted model, not a curated record. Gene Ontology annotation, biological process: regulation of cytokine production; T cell receptor signaling pathway. The transcript has 6 exons. The coding region runs from base 117 to 1532 and encodes 471 amino acids. Lineage: Eukaryota; Metazoa; Chordata; Actinopteri; Cyprinodontiformes; Poeciliidae. Gene Ontology annotation, molecular function: signaling receptor binding. Gene Ontology annotation, cellular component: external side of plasma membrane.
AAGUUUGUUCAGAUUCAAGUCAGAUGUUGUCUUGAAAGCGUCUUUAGGGCUGCCUACAGAUGUGGAAAGCUUUAGUUAAACUUGAGGGUUUUUUCUCAUGAAAGCAGAGAAUAGUGAUGUAUUUUUGUCUUUACUUUGUCCUGGGACUGCUCUCUUCAACAGGUUGUUUCUCUGCGAAUCUUAACCCCCAGAAGGUCGUGGGCUUUGCAGGAGAGAAUGCCAUCCUGCCCUGCAGUUUGACAAACUCUGGCAGCGAUGAUUUGCCAACAGUGGAGUGGUCCAAGGAAGGCCUGAAGCCGAACGUGGUCUUCUUGUACCGCAAUGGCUGUGAGACGUUUGAGAUGAAGAACCUGGCCUUUGAGUUCAGGACGAGUCUCUUCAUGAGAGAGGUGAAAAACGGGAACGUCUCGCUGAGGAUCUCCAACGUGAAGCCGUCAGACGCCGGGAUCUAUCAGUGUCUGAUCAUCCAAAGGAACGGAAGCAGAGAGGCUACCGACGUGCAGCUGGUUGUUGCUUUAGUGUCUGACCCAAGGCUUUCAGUGGAUUCUGACCAGAACCAGAGAGUGACGGUGGCCUGUGAGGCGACCUGCUGGCUGCCGGCUCCGCUGAUGGAGAUUGUGGAUGAAAAAGGGAAGAACAUCACAGACACUGUGGAGAUACGAAGAGCAGAUCCCACUGAAUGUUACACAGUGAGGCAAACGGCCAUCGUGCAAAGUCAUACAACCAGGAUUGUCUGCAGAGUCAAACAGCCGCAGACGAACCAGAGCAGAACUGCAGAAAUCCUCCUUUCAGCUCAGUGGAUGAGGUCCAGGCCCUUCAAGCUCGCUGUCUUCUCUGUUGAAGUGAUAGCUGUAGUUUGCUUUCUUGGACUUUGUGUCUGUGGCGUCUGGUCGGCAUGUUCUAAAUAUGCUGAGCGGAAGCAGCAAACCCAAGGAAUUUCAUUGGAUCAUGAAUUAACAGGAGUCGCCUGCGAAGGCACUCUCCUUCUAAACCCACCAAGUGAGACUGAUGAGGUCGACAAUACAGCAAACAGGAUCAUCGAGAAUAUGAAGAAAGAGUUGGCUGAUCUCAAGUUAGAGAACAGCAAGAAAGACCAGGCUAUCCUUAAACUGUUGGUGAAAAGCCAAUCCAUGCCUGCUGCUCCCAAAAACAACCAGCCAGGAAAUUCCCCUGAGUUCUCACUGGAUUACCCACAAUUCUUCAGGUCUUCAGACCACAACUUGGAGAACAGAGAGGUUUUUGUAACAACACAAGACUUCUCAAAACUUCUAAUCUCCCAAAACCAAAGUGGGAAUCUCGGUCUUGGCCACACAAAACACAAAGUUGUCCGUAAUCACAGCUGUCCAGCUGUGUUGAUUUCAGCACCUGUGGUCCGAAGGGACGAGGAAACCGUUUCCCCUCCACAAAUGGUUCUCUGCACCGACGCGCGUCCGAAAGCUCGGCUGCUUCAACGCAAACACUCUUUAGGGUUUCUUCCGUCUUUUCGUUCCAGAAACAUUUACUUUCCUCUCCCUCGUUUAUCAGAGCAGUGAAGAGCUUUUCAGCAAAUAAGUCAAAUAUUUCUUAGUCAAAGUUUACCUCUAAAAUGUAGUUCUUAUGUUUUACAAGAGGAUCAACUAUGAAUUCAUAAGGACGACUUUGAUACAGUAAAUAGAAUAUAUAUUUUUGCUAUGUGGUAGUUUAUUGUAAGAUAAAUCACUAUGCAGUCAAGAAGGGGGAAUGCUGGAGUGGAUUUUCCUGCUGAAUUUCUAGAAUUAGAAUAAAAUAGAAACAGAAUAGAAUAGAAAUUCCUUCUUCCAGAGAGGCAUUUCUGGUGCAAUUGGAAAUUAAAGCUGGUACAUUCACACAAAAAUAAGAAUAUAAAAAUGCUUAAAAGUGGAAUAAAGAAUUCUUUCUUAAUGCAAUUUAGAUUUUUACAUUUUUAACAUUUUCCUCUGUAGCUUUUUCUUCUAAAAAAAAUCUCUGAUAGAUAUCAGAGUUCAUCGUAGUGAAGAUGAAACAGAUUUCUCUAAAGUUUGUUCCUGUUAAAAGAUGAAGAUUAGAAACGAACAAAGACGGUUUCUUAAUUUAAAUAUUCCCUCUUAUGCACAGAGGUGGUUUCUGUCCUGCUGCAAAGACUUUGAAUGUGUGCAAUAGUUUAUCUCUAAAUACAUUGCUGUUUCAUUGCUGGUUGGGUAAUUUAAUAUUUAAAGUCUAACACUAGUUGGCUGGAUGGAAAUGUGAGAAAUAAUUUUUUUCUCAGGUUUUUAAAAUGCUAUGGAAUGGAUCAACUUUUUUUGUUGUUGUUGCAUCCAGUUUCAUGUUUUUGUGCUCCUCUUUUUACAGUGCACACUUUUAUUUUUAUUUUAUUGUUUGAAUUAAAUAUUGUUCUUUGGCAACAUGUUCAGUUUCUACACUUUUGAACUCUGGGAUGGUUUCUGGCAUCUUCUAUCUUUUUCUCUUCUCCUGUUUAAUACUGUAGGUCUGCAUGUUCAUGUAAACUGCUGUACUUGAUAUAUUUAUUUUGUGUUAAGCAGGUAUGUGCAUUAUUUCCUUUUGUAUAUCUUUAAGUUUUAGAAUAAUUUUCACAAAUGUGUGUUCAUUUAUUCAGAAUAAAAUGUAAAUUGUAAUUAUCAAAACUGUUUUAUUGGGAUAUCAUGUGGUAGACAACAACUUUGUGCUUGAAUGUAAAAUAUAUUUAUUUUCCACCAGUGGAAAAGUGCAAUGUCUUCAUUAUGAGCAGAAUUAAUCAAGCAGAGGGAAAACACAGAUGAGAAAAAGAACUAAUAAUUAACCUUUGAAGAACUCGAUCAGCAAAUAGAAACUUAUGAAAUUAUUGAAACCUGCAGGAAUCUUAUGAUGAAUAAGAUAUUUAAUCAAAUAAAACUGAAACUGUG